This is a messenger RNA of Pyrus x bretschneideri (Chinese white pear), 2777 nucleotides long. Its product is annotated as probable beta-1,4-xylosyltransferase IRX9H. Gene Ontology annotation, biological process: plant-type secondary cell wall biogenesis; glucuronoxylan biosynthetic process. NCBI's taxonomy places the organism in Eukaryota, Viridiplantae, Streptophyta, Magnoliopsida, Rosales, Rosaceae. Gene Ontology annotation, molecular function: xylosyltransferase activity; galactosylgalactosylxylosylprotein 3-beta-glucuronosyltransferase activity. Gene Ontology annotation, cellular component: Golgi membrane. The record is from RefSeq and is a predicted model, not a curated record.
CUAGCUUCAACAGAGUGAAGCUUGCAGCUGCCUGGCUAGUUUGGUUGCUUUGGGGCUAGUUGGGUUGAAAGAUCGAAGACUCAGCUGCUUUUCAACGGUAAUGCGGUGACCUUUUUGGUUUUACUGAGAAUUUUCAGCAUUUCAUUUGGAAUCUAAUAGUUUUUGGGUCUAAAGUUUGUAUCUUUUUAGUCAUAUUGUUGUUGUAGAUCAAGAACUUAAACUUAGGGAAAAAGUUGUUUUUUUUUUUUUUGUAAGUUGGGGUUGGGAGUUUGUGUGGAGAAGUAGAUUAGAUGGAGGGCUUGGAUUGUUUGGAGGUUGGAUUUUAGUUUCAUAUGAAAUGCACACAUCAAUUUCUUGCAAUUGAUGUUAAAAAUGAAGCUUUUGAUGGGGAUCAUACAGAGAAGAAAUUUAGUGCUUUUGAAACUGUUGGUAUAACAUUCGUUCGAAAGACCGCAAUGUUUUAAUUUGUUUGGAUAGAUUUUGGUCUAUGUGAUAGAGUUUGUAAGCAGAGGUGGAGUUUGAAAUAAGCUAGAUCAGAUACCAUGUUUGUGUUGAUGGCAUCUAUUAGAAUGACAUUGUCUCCAGUGCCUCGAGUAGGAACUGCACUCAAUGGGGAAACCUGUUCAGUUGCUUCUCCAUUGUCCAAGUGCUCAUCUUGUGCUCAGAACUACUCCUCAUCCAAUAGGUUCUUAUCAUCUGUGUCCGCUUUGCUCGACCCUUUUGUUCUCAAAGUUUAUUCACCAAGGUCUAAUAGGCUUCUUGAGAAAUCAAAAGACUCAAAACCAAGAUGGCAAACUUGGAGGAGGGCGUUUUGCCAUUUCUUCAUUUGUUUCAUUGUUGGCCUAGUCAGUGGACUUAUGUCAUUUGGUUCAAUGAAUUUAUCUGCGAAUCUCAUGUCAAAGCAUCAAGACUUAUCCAUUGAUAUGUUAUCUUUAGUUGGGGUUCAAUUGCAUGAUACUACAUGCAGAAAUAUGACACCAUCAGAAAGGGUGAGAUCGAAGGAGAAUGUUACAGCCGAGUUGCAAGUCAAAGAGCGGAAAGCAAAAGAUGGGAUUCUAGAAAAAUCUAUAGAUAAUCAAUUACUCAUUCAAGAAUCAGAGUUGGAAUCCCGGAAGUUUUUGAUAAUAGUGACUCCAACUUAUGCUCAGUCAUUUCAAGCUUAUAAUCUGAAUCGUAUGUACACAUUAAAAUUAACCUCACCUCCAUUGUUAUGGAUCGUUGUGGAGAUGACCUCCCAAUCUGCAGAAACAAUAAACAUCUUGAGAAGAUUUGGGAUUAUGUACAAACAUCUUGUUUGCAAUAAAAAUCUUACUGAUGUAAGAGACAAAAGUAUUCAUCAAAGAAAUGUUGCACUUUUUUACAUUGAAACUCACCGUCUUGAUGGAAUCAUCUACUUUGCAAAUGAGGAAAACGUCUACUCCAUCGAUAUUUUUGAGCAAAUGAGGCAGAUCAGGUAUUCCACUUCUCUAAGCCAAACUCCUUAGUAUUAGUUUACAUUUGUAAGGGACUGCUGUUGGAAUAGCAUCUUUUUAUGCAUCAUCACACGCGGAUAUCCUGAGAAAAUAAGAGAACGUGGUUUAGUUACAUUUGCAGAAUUUAACAAAAUUUUGAGCUUCUUGAUAAUUAAGCAUGAGACCUGCAUGUCUUUUAUGUUAAUCUCAUAGUUAAUUAUCAUUUUUCUAUUGGAAAUCCUCUGAUCCUCUGCAUAUAGUCUGUUCAUUGCUCAUAGAACCUGUUGUAGAGAGAUUAACAUCACACACAAACACAAUAAAGUUCUAAAAUUUGAAUGCCAACUGAUGCAACAUUGUUUUAUAUGUUCCCAUUUGGUUUUACUUUGAAUCUACAUUUAAUUCUAGCAACUAAAGUAUUGUUCCAUUAUCAUACACAUUUAUUAGUAUCUAAAUUUUGGAAAAUUGGUGCAUGUAGUAUUGUAUGAGAGAUCAUCAUCUUUGCCCCUCUAGUAAAUUCUCUUUUUUUGACAUUGCAUUCCCUGAGCAUGUUGUGGUGCCACUUAUUUUUCCUUUUUCAUAUUUUUUUGCAGGCGGUUUGGGACGUGGACCGUGGAAAAAAUGAUAGGUGGAAAGAUGAAACCUGUUUAUUGAAGGCCCUGUUUGUAAUGGAACUCAGGUCAUCGGAUGGCAUGUAACUGAGUCAGAUAGAAGGUUCCAGAGGUUUUAUGCUAACAUAUCAGGAUUUGCCUUCCAUAGUACGAUACUCUGGACCCUAAAAGGUGGCAUCGACCGACACUUGAACCCAUUAGGUAGCCUGACGAAGGCAAUGAUGAUUUCAAGAUGAGCACAUUUAUUGAACAAGUUGUCGAAGAUGAAAGUCAGAUGGAAGGUUUAUUGCACAAUUGCUCAAGAAUCACGGUUUGGCAACAUCACCAUGGAUCAUCGAAUACUUUCUAUCCUCCCAAAUGGGUCAUGAAAGAUGGCCUAGAUGUCAUUGCCUCACUUAAGUGAAAUUCUUAAUGUGAAUAGAGUCCAUGUGGAUGGCAAGCGUAAUUGUUCUUGUUAGAGUUUAAAACAAGUUAUAUGGGGAAGGCGUCCUAAAAUUCUCAAUGUUUCAAGAGUCAUUAGUAUGCAGUUUCUUGGUCCAGACUUUGCACAAAUAUAGACGUAAAUAUAUGUCGGAAUGUUGCUUAGAGCUGAACUUUCCCCUGUGACUACCAACAUGGUUCUCAAAGAUAGCUCUUGCUGAAGUAAGGGGUGGACAAUUCAAAAUGUUUUGUUUAAGUGCUACAUAUGGUUAAAUAGAACAAAAUAACUUCUUUGUUA